Sycon ciliatum is the source of this 462-nucleotide messenger RNA. Its product is annotated as MORN repeat-containing protein 4-like. Gene Ontology annotation, biological process: response to axon injury. The transcript has a single exon. Lineage: Eukaryota; Metazoa; Porifera; Calcarea; Leucosolenida; Sycettidae. Gene Ontology annotation, cellular component: cell projection. The record is from RefSeq and is a predicted model, not a curated record. Bases 1 to 462 code for a protein of 153 amino acids.
AUGGCGACCGAGGGAACUACUCAUCGGCUGGUGGAGUACGGGGCCAGAGUUACCUACGAAGGAGAACUGUCGAAUUCGAAUGGCCGGAAGAAAGGUGUUGGCACACUCACCCUGGCGGAUGGAAAAGUAUACUCUGGUAGAUUCGACAAUGGCUACUGUGAUGGUGUGGGAGUUCUGACGUAUGAUGAUAACUCUUCAUACCGAGGGGAGUUCAGAGAGGGGAAAUUCCACGGAUUUGGUGAGCUGCGUCAGGGCUCGUCCACUUUCCAAGGAAAAUUCGUCACUGGCCAGGUCACCUCGGGCAGAUUGCAGACGACUGUUGGCAAACGGCUGAUGUCCGUCAGUGGGUCUUUUGCUAAUGGCUCCGUGUCGCGUAUGUCGGAAUCCAGUGUGAACGAGCUUGUUAGCAAGGCAGUGGCGUGUGCCGAGCAAGCUGACAAGGAGGCAGCCAGGUGCAAGUAA